This is a messenger RNA of Siniperca chuatsi (mandarin fish), 1825 nucleotides long. It is a transcript of the gene sra1, whose product is annotated as steroid receptor RNA activator 1. The record is from RefSeq and is a predicted model, not a curated record. NCBI's taxonomy places the organism in Eukaryota, Metazoa, Chordata, Actinopteri, Centrarchiformes, Sinipercidae. Gene Ontology annotation, biological process: regulation of transcription by RNA polymerase II. The transcript has 6 exons. Bases 222 to 983 code for a protein of 253 amino acids. Gene Ontology annotation, cellular component: nucleus.
GUUCGUGUUCAGCGCAGUGACGCGGAAGUAGCUCAAACAUAUAAAACCUUAUAAAACCGCACACACACGCAGCUGCGCGUCUGUUUGCUUCAAUCUUAGUUUAAACCAAACUUACAUAAAACCUUUAAUGUUGUUUUAACUCCGGAGGUUAGCUUAGCCGUUAGCUUAGCUUCCUCACCGGGAAGAAGCAGCUCCGGUUAUUUGACACGGUGGAGUCCAACAUGGAGGACAUGUACGUUAAACCAGGUAACCAGGAGCGGGGCUGGAACGACCCCCCUCAGUUCUCAUACGGCCUUCAGAUGGCCCGCGGACCACAGAGGAACCUCCUGAACAAGAGAGCAGCUCCAGACGCAGGAGCCCCACCCAUGACUCCUCCCUCCUCCAGUAAUAUGGCCCCACCUCCAAGUGGAGUAGCCCCGCCCCCUUUACACCCAGCUCGUCCUCCUCCUGGCGGUGUGGCCACGCCCCCUCCCCCUCUGGGACCAAUGAGAAGUCAGAGAGAGGCCGAGAGCAGCCAAUCAGAGAGUGAGCCUGCUGUAGAGGGCGUGGUGUUGGUGUUGAGCCGAGCGCUCGCUGCCUGCAGACGGACUGUUAAAGAUCAGGUGUGUAAUGACGUGGCAAAGAGGCUCCGCCUCCUGGAGGACAGCUGGAGGUCCGGUAGACUGAGCCUACCUGUCAGGAGACGCAUGGACGCCCUGUCUCUGGAGUUACAGUCCGGUCGCUGGGACUCCGCUGAUGAGAUCCAUCGCUCUCUGAUGGUCGAUCAUGUGACCGAAGUCAGCCAAUGGAUGGUCGGCGUCAAACGACUCAUCGCCGAGACCCGAAAACUGAGUCCAGAACUCUUAGAACCACUUCAGAAACCUGCAGAACCAGUCCAGGAACCAGCAGGACUGGUCCAGGAGCCUGCAGAACCGGUCCAGGAGCCUGCAGGACCGGUCCAGGACCCUGCAGAACCGGUCCAGGACCCAGUCUCCCAGUCCUGACUCUGUUGAUCCUGCAGUUUCUUUGUGCUCUCGGCAAACUUUGACUCUUUUAACCAAAACCAGGAUCUGAUGUCUGCUGUCCUCACAUUCUUAUUCACACUUCAGGGGUCAAAGGUCAGAUCCUCAGGAGCAGGUGGGGGGUCGGUGGUGUUGGAGGGUGCAGUUGUUUUGAUUUUGUCUGGGGGGGGCGGACUCUGGUCUCUAGAAUCUAAAUUCUUCACUCUGGACUCAGAAACUACCCAGACCAGCCGAGCAGCCGGCCUCGACCCUUUAAUCUCCGACCUGUUCCUGAGCUCUCAGCUGAUAUUUCCACCAAUCGCAGCACAGCUUUGUGCAUUAACGGUGAACCUCCGUUUAAAGGCGGCGACCGCGUUGGAAGACGAAAUAAAUGUGGGAAUAAAUCUCUUCUUCUGUCCUUUUCGACGUCGGAACGUCUUCGAUCCUCCGAGUGUUUUAGAAGCAGGAAGCCUCGGCCUCGCCGCAGAUGACUUACAGGAAGUGUCUCAGAAUAACAGAAGAAGAAGAUCCCGAGAGCGUUAAUGUAGAAAUAACACGGAGAUGAAUCAUAAGUGAUUUGUUUUGGUACUUUUGAAACUUUUCCACUCAAAUAGAAACUCAAUUCAUUUAUUUUAACUUCAUUCAAGUUAAUUCAUGGUCAUCGUUCAGCGGGUUAGUUAGUUAGUUAGUUAGUUAGUUAGUUAGUCAGCGGUAGGAUGGGAUUACAAGACAUCACUAUUUUACAAACAUCCGUCUUCCAGUUACACGUAUACAAAACCAAAAUAACAUAUUUGUGAAAAAUGAUCUGCAGUUAAACCUGAUUAAAAGCUUAUUUCUCACACGAA